AUUUAAUUCACUGUAUCUUGUAUAAUAUAUAUCUUUUUGCAACUUUAAUACAUUUUGCAAAAUAGGAAAUUAGCUCUUUUAAAUGUAGUACGUUUAUCACAGACGAGGUACUUAAAGUGACGUUUCAGUAGCAAACAAUGUGAACAAUAAAUGAACAACAGCAUUUCAAUAAAUUGUUAUAAAAAAGCAAAAUGUCUUCGCAUACUGAGCCGAUUGUUGAAGAAUUAGCUAAAGACUAUGCAAAUUAUUUAAAAGUAGAUUUAUCUACUCACGUUCAAGCUGAAAAUAGCCAAUGUAUUGACCAACAUAUUCCGAAAUUACAAGAUAUGCAACAAGAAGUAAUAAAUCUUAACAAACGAGUAGAUGCUUUAGAACAUGUUAUAGCAAUGAUUAAUGUAAAUCUAACGACAUUAGAAGCUGCCGUUGAUAAUGCAGAAGCUGAAUUAGGAAUAUCUGAUAGAUUAUUUGGAAUGUUAAAUCGUUUAUCUUUUUUUGUAAGUCUUCUUACUUUUAUAAUGUUGAUAACAAUUACCUGAACUAUGGUAUAUACGUACAUAUUUCAGAAGAAAACUCAAGAACCUGCGGUAUCAAAUAAAUCAUCAAUGUAUGAACCUCCAACGAUUUACAGAACUAAUGACUACUUUAAAGGUGAAUAAUAGAUUUAAUUUCCAGGAGAAAUAAUAGAUUUGUCAAUUAUUUUCAUACAUUAAUAUAUGCUACACAUUGAAGAAAUAUUUAAAAGGUGUGUAAUAUUAUAUGAAUUUCAUAUCUUUCUGAAAAUAUAAAAUAAAUCUAUUUUAGUACAUGUUUAUCAACAAUUGUUUUCAGAGAUGACAUAA
Heterotrigona itama is the source of this 839-nucleotide messenger RNA. NCBI's taxonomy places the organism in Eukaryota, Metazoa, Arthropoda, Insecta, Hymenoptera, Apidae. The record is from the annotation of a GenBank genome assembly.